GAUAAGCAUAGGAAAGAGAUGGCAAAUAAAGAGCAGCAGAGCAAUGGAAGCGGAGAGACGAAACAUUUCAGGAUCCCGGAGAUUAAGUUCACCAAGCUCUUCAUCAAUGGAGAAUUCGUCGACGCCAUCAAAGGACGAACCUUCGACACAGUGGACCCAAGGACGGGAGAGGUUACAGCAAUAAUUGCCGAAGGCGAUAUGGAAGAUGUCGACGUGGCGGUGCAGGCGGCUCGCACGGCAUUCGAUCACGGGCAAUGGCCCAGGAUGUCGGGCUUUCAAAGGGGAAAGAUCAUGCACAAAUUUGCGGACUUAAUCGAGCAAAACACCGAGGAACUGGCAGCCCUGGACUGCAUUGAUGCCGGGAAACUAUUCAUGAGAGGCAAGUUAGCAGACAUACCUGGAGGAGCAAGGCUUCUACGGUAUUACGCGGGUGCGGCGGACAAGAUCCAUGGGGAGGUCCUCAAGUCCACACGAUCACUCCAUGCAUACACCCUAAGGGAGCCGAUCGGGGUGGUGGGCCACAUCAUCCCAUGGAACUUUCCAACAUCCAUGUUCUUCAUGAAGGUUGCACCAGCCUUGGCCGCAGGUUGCACCAUGAUCGUCAAGCCCGCCGAGCAGACCCCUCUAUCUGCCCUCUUUUAUGCUCAUCUUGCUAAGCAGGCUGGUGUUCCGGAUGGAGUGCUCAACGUUGUAACAGGCUUUGGAAAUACAGCCGGUGCCGCUAUCAGCAAACAUAUGGACAUCGACAUGGUAAGUUUUACGGGGUCCACGGAGGUAGGGAGGCUAAUAAUGCAAGCAGCCGCACUCAGCAACUUGAAGACAGUCUCCCUUGAAUUGGGGGGCAAGUCUCCUCUUAUUAUCUUUGACGAUGCUGACGUGGACAAAGCUGCUGAGCUUGCUCUAAACGGUGUCGUUUAUAACAAGGGUGAAGUAUGUGUAUCGAGCUCUCGAGUUUACGUCCAAGAUGGGAUCUACGAUGAAUUUGAGAAGAAGUUGGUUGAGAAGGCGAAAGCUUGGAAACUGGGCGAUCCUUUUGAUCCGAGUACUCUUCAGGGACCACAGGUCGAUAAGAGGCAGUUUGAAAAGAUACUUUCUUACAUCGAUAUUGGAAUGAAAGAAGGAGCCACCUUGUUGACUGGGGGUAAGCCUUGGGGAUCCAAGGGAUACUAUGUUGAGCCUACAGUUUUCGUGGACGUUAAGGAGGAUAUGCAAAUUGUAAGGGAUGAAAUCUUCGGACCGGUUAUGUCCCUCAUGAAAUUCAAGACAAUAGACGAGGCAAUUGAAAGGGCCAACAAUAGUAAGUACGGCCUUGCAGCAGGAAUCGUGACGAAGGACCUGAACGUGGCCAACAGAGUCUCGAGAUCGAUUCGUGCAGGGAUCAUCUGGGUAAACUGCUACUUCGAGUUUGACAUCGACUUCCCCUAUGGAGGCUACAAGAUGAGUGGCUUCGGGCGAGACUUAGGGCUCAAUGCCCUCCACAAGUAUCUGCAGGUCAAGACUGUCGCGACCCCAUUGUACGAUUCUCCUUGGCUCUGAGUGGCAUAGAGCAUCGUUGGGAUUUGAAUCGAGUGGUUUCUAUUUCAGUAGUUUCAUAUACGAAUAAGCUUUCUGUCGUUUCAUUUCUCAACUGCUAUGAGAUGCUAAGAUUGCGACGAAUGAAUGUCAAACAGAAGUAGAGAUUCUCUUACCCGCGAUAAGACCAAAUGGGCUUUUGAUGAAAUCACGGCAGUGGA
This is a messenger RNA of Punica granatum (pomegranate), 1733 nucleotides long. NCBI's taxonomy places the organism in Eukaryota, Viridiplantae, Streptophyta, Magnoliopsida, Myrtales, Lythraceae. The record is from RefSeq and is a predicted model, not a curated record.